Messenger RNA from Elephantulus edwardii (Cape elephant shrew), 1230 nucleotides. RefSeq names its product protease, serine, 35 (gene PRSS35). Gene Ontology annotation, biological process: proteolysis. Gene Ontology annotation, molecular function: serine-type endopeptidase activity. The record is from RefSeq and is a predicted model, not a curated record. Bases 1 to 1230 code for a protein of 409 amino acids. Lineage: Eukaryota; Metazoa; Chordata; Mammalia; Macroscelidea; Macroscelididae. The transcript has a single exon.
AUGAAAAAUCCACUAUUUUGGUUCAUGCUUCUCACCCCAGCCUGGACCCUCAUUGAUGGAGCAGAAACGGAGCAGGACUUGAUGUGGCACUUGAGAAAAAUACCCCGGCUUGUCCGUGAAAGGACUUUGCACCUGAGCAACCCUGCCUUUGAGGCUGAUGCCAAGAUGCUGUUAAACAGAGUGUGUGGCAUUGAGUGCCAGAGGGAGCUCCCAGCGCCCAGCCUUUCUGAGCUAGAGGAUUCUCUUUCAUACGAGACCGUCUUUGAGAAUGGCACUCGGACCCUGACCAGAGUGAAAGUUCACGACGUGCUUCUAGAGCCGACUCAAAAUCUCACCACCCGAGGAGCAGCUGUGAGGAGGAAGAGACAGGUAUACGGCACGGAUAGCCGGUUCAGCAUCUUGGACAGAAGGUUCUUGACCAGUUUCCCCUUCAGUACCGCUGUCAAGCUCUCCACGGGCUGCAGCGGCAUUCUGGUUUCUCCUAACCACGUGCUCACGGCUGCCCACUGCGUCCACAAUGGAAAGGACUAUGUCAAAGGGAGUAGGAAGCUGCGAGUAGGACUGCUGAGGAUGAGAAAUAGAGGCGGUGGCAGGAGACGUCGAGGCUCCAGGAGGAGUAGGAGGGACGCCAAAGGUGGCAGCCCUAGAGAAGGCAUGGAUGAGAACUUGAAGGGGAGAGCCAGGCGUGGAGGGAGGAGGCGAGGUCAGAGGGCGGCGCGCGGGACACCCUCCUUUCAGUGGACCCGGGUCAAGAACACCCACAUUCCUAAAGGCUGGACAGGAGGAGGCCGGGGGGAUGCUCCCUUAGACUACGACUAUGCUCUUCUCGAACUGAAACGUGCUCACAAAAAGAAAUACAUGGACCUAGGGGUCAGCCCACCUGUCAGGAAGAUGCCGGGAGGAAUGAUCCACUUCUCGGGGUUCGAUGACGACCGGCAAGAUCAGCUGGUCUAUCGGUUUUGCAGUGUUUCGGAUGAAUCCAAUGAUCUCUUCUAUCAAUACUGCGAUGCGGAGUCAGGCUCCACGGGCUCGGGCAUCUACCUGCGCCUGAAAGAGCCAGAGGGGAAGAACUGGACCCGCAAAGUCAUUGCAGUCUAUUCAGGCCACCAGUGGGUGGACAUCCACGGGGUGCAGAAGGACUACAACGUGGCUGUGCGCAUCACGCCCCUCAAGUACGCUCAGAUCUGCCUCUGGAUCCACGGGAACGACGCCAGCUGCGCUCAGGGCUGA